AUGCGCCGCGCAUGGAACUGGCGCAGAGGAAAGACAGCUGAAGCAACGUGUCAUUUCUGCGGGACCAAGUCGAUUCUCGUGCCGCCGUAUGGCGAUGCUUGCACGGCACGCGUUGCCCAAACAUCAAGCCCCGUACGCUUGUCGUCAGGCACUCGUGCACGCUGGUUCUGCUCCGCGUGUGAGUCUUGGAACCAUACAGAUGCUCAAGGGCACAUUAUGGACCUGUAUGAGCGGCCGAUGUGGGAUGCCUCGGUGAAUCGGAGCCAGCUUGCGACGACGCCUACCAGGACAACGAGCAUGAACGCCGAUGAGCCGGUAUUUUGCCGGAAAUGCCUGGCUAACCAGACCCUUGUUACCAACUUGCUUGCUAGCUACUUGCCUGAUGACGAUGGCAAUGGCAAUGGCAGUCAAGACUCUGUGGCUGACGAUGAGCGCAUGCGAGCCUUUCCCUCCUACAAGCGCUCAUUGGAAGAACGGUAUCCAAUGGUCUGUGCCACAUGCAGCGCGCGUGCCAAGUCCAUUAUUCAAGCAAAGGAUCAGCAAAUCCAACGCGCAUCUCUCGAUGAAUGGCUCGUCAGACGCCAUGUGCCCGCCACUCCUGUAUAUACUCCCCGUGGCGUGUGGCGCUGGCGCUGCGAACAGAGUUGGUGGUUUCUUGCCCACUCACUAGGCCUCUGUAUACCCUUAUGUACGAAUGACCUGAUGGUCGCAGCUCUCUCAUGUCUUCCACCAGGACCGUAUGACCCUUGCUGGCUCCGCGCACAGCUGUAUCGUGCACGCGAUGUGCGGAUGUACUCACAUGGAACAUGGCGCUGGACACUUGUAAAUAUCAGUGUUUGGCUCGCGCGCAUCGCUCAAUAUGUCGGCACCAUGCGCACAAACUCUUGUGCAUUCUUGGCCUGGGCAUCCAGUGGGACGCAAGUCAUCGCUCUUUGUUAUGCAUAUCAUGUUCGGCACGUCACGACGGAAGCGCCCAUUAGCUUGGUUUCGCAUGAUGUGCCAACACAACAUGGCGAUACUCGAAAGGAUCCCCUCGCUGCCAUGUCUCUCAGUGACGAUCGAUGCCCACAGGCGCCACUUGACUCGCUCCUUGAACACACCAAAGUGCCUGAUACUGAGGCGAUGGACGUUGAGCCCAUGGACAUCCCGACGAUCGAGAUGGGACCCCAGCGCUUUGGUGGUGGACGCAUGGCUAGUGGACUCGAAGACCUCUUUGGAUCGGCUCUCUCUCUCGCAACGACCGAGACCGGUUCACACGGUGCGGUACAGGACUCUUCGGACUCGAAGAAACAAAGUCUCAUUGUGCUUGGUAUGAUCUUGGGUGCGGCAGUCGUGACCGGAGUCCUCGCCAUUGUUAUCGCCAUUCAAGGCCAUGUGCCAUGGAAGCGCGGCUUGGACGCUAGGCUGGGCUCAACGUAG
Malassezia globosa CBS 7966 is the source of this 1419-nucleotide messenger RNA. RefSeq lists its product as uncharacterized. Gene Ontology annotation, biological process: nuclear inner membrane organization. The coding region runs from base 1 to 1419 and encodes 472 amino acids. Lineage: Eukaryota; Fungi; Basidiomycota; Malasseziomycetes; Malasseziales; Malasseziaceae. The transcript has 3 exons. The record is from RefSeq and is a predicted model, not a curated record. Gene Ontology annotation, cellular component: microtubule organizing center attachment site; nuclear inner membrane; mitotic spindle pole body.